AUGUUCACUGGUAUUGUGGAGCAUAUUGGCACUGUUUUAGAUUACAACAGCUUCGACGAGAGUGAGAGCGGUGGCCAGGGCGUCUCUGUCUCGAUUACUGAUGCGGAACCGGUUUUAGGCGACUGCCACAUAGGGGACUCGAUAGCUGUUAAUGGAAUUUGUCUUACGGUAACGGAAUUUGACCACAAGACCUUUAAGGUUGGGAUCUCGCCCGAAACCAUCAAAAGGACCAACGUUGCAUCGUGGAAACCGGGCUCAAAAGUCAACUUAGAGAGGGCAGUCGGUCAAGAAGUUCGAUUUGGUGGCCAUUAUGUACAGGGCCAUGUCGACACUGUUGCAACGAUCGUCUCUAGGAAACCGGAGGGCAACUCUAUCCUGUUUGGGUUUAAACUGAAGGACCCUCAGUUUAGCAAAUUUAUUGUCGAGAAAGGCUUCAUCUGCAUAGAUGGUACGUCCUUGACCGUUACGAACGUGGAUCCAGACGAGACGUUUUACAUCAGCAUGAUUAAGCACACGCAGGAGAACGUUGUCAUGCCAUUGAAGGAGAUUGGAGCUGAAGUGAACAUCGAAGUGGAUUUGACGGGGAAAAUCAUUGAAAAGCAGGUUUCACUGGCUUUGGAUGCCCAGUUCAAGAAUGAGCGAAGUCCAUUGAACUUAAUGAUUACGAAAAUCAUCGAGGAAAAGGUCGAGACCAUUUUGAAUCGCAGAAGAUAG
This is a messenger RNA of Torulaspora globosa, 714 nucleotides long. It is a transcript of the gene RIB5, whose product is annotated as riboflavin synthase. The coding region runs from base 1 to 714 and encodes 237 amino acids. Lineage: Eukaryota; Fungi; Ascomycota; Saccharomycetes; Saccharomycetales; Saccharomycetaceae. Gene Ontology annotation, biological process: riboflavin biosynthetic process. The transcript has a single exon. Gene Ontology annotation, molecular function: riboflavin synthase activity. The record is from RefSeq and is a predicted model, not a curated record.